Hippocampus zosterae (dwarf seahorse) is the source of this 1178-nucleotide messenger RNA. RefSeq names its product MORN repeat-containing protein 3-like. The coding region runs from base 270 to 980 and encodes 236 amino acids. The record is from RefSeq and is a predicted model, not a curated record. Lineage: Eukaryota; Metazoa; Chordata; Actinopteri; Syngnathiformes; Syngnathidae. The transcript has 7 exons.
CGAGGCCUUUGUUAUGUCAUCGCUUCACGUUGUCCAAUCCUACCGUCACGACGCUUGCUACGUUUCGUAUUCGGAAUACCUUCGCCAUCUGAUUAAAAUGUGUGUUCCCAAAUACACCAAACAUCUUUCCACGCCAUUCGGCGAUCUCGAUAUGUUUUGACAGUGCCCUGAAACCACCGCCUUUGAAUGAAGUUUGUUAGCGCCAUCUUGCAGAUGUCAAGCCCUUGUCGCUUGUUGCUAAAUUCAUUCACCUCAGGUGACCGCAGGGGAUGCCGUUCCUUAAAAAAGCUCGACUCAACCUGCCCCGCUCCACAGUCUUGGAUAACAGAGCGAAGAAAUCCGGGCUUCGCGGAACCGUAUUUUCUGUCAAUGGCGAUAACUACACUGGGGAGUGGCUGGACAAUAAGAAACACGGUUGGGGCACCCAAGAGUGGAAGUCAUCCGGUGCGAUUUAUAAUGGCGAGUGGAAAUUUGGGAAACAGGACGGCUAUGGCAUCUUCAGUGUACUCCGACCGGACACCAAGAAGUACAUAACGCAGUACUGUGGAGAGUGGAAAAAUGGCAUGAAACACGGCCACGGUUCCUUCUUUGCUGUGCAUGCGACGUAUGAGGGCGAGUGGAGCGAGGACAAUCGCAGCGGCUGGGGGAGACUCACUUAUAAGUGUGGGGAUCUCUACGAGGGCGAGUGGCUAUGGGAUAAGGAAGACGGAACAGGCGUAAUUCAAUUUGCUAACGGGAACUGGUAUGAAGGAUGCUGGAAGGGCGGCAAGAAAAACGGUCAUGGAAAGUUCUACUAUGCUGACAAAGGUCUCAUUUAUGAAGGCCUUUGGGUUGACGGUGAUGCAAAAUGUGGCACUUUGUCUGAUUCUGGGAGAGAGACGGCGCCGUACCCCACCAAGUAUCCAAUUCCACAGGUAACACUAAUGGACAUUCAAAGGGUGUUAAGGGACGCCGAGUCGGUAUACGUGGAUGAAAGCUGAUGGGAAAUUACCUUACUCCAGCGAUACACUUGUAAUCAUUUGAGUUCAUGGACAAAGGGAUCACAACAACCGGCCAUUGCACUAAUGAACUAAAAAAAUGGAGGAUGCGCAUAUUCUGUAGCAGUAAUGGAUUAUUUGGACUCACCUUCUGUGUUUGAGUGUGUGGCAGGAUUUUAGCCCAUGAAGAAUUUUGCGGUG